UAAACCGCCGUAAUAUUUGUCGACGCAGGGCUCUGAAAAGACAUCAGCAAAAAAUGUAAACUUUUUAAGAGUUUUUCUUUCAUUGUAUUUGUAUAGAAAACACAAAAAUUUAUAACAAAUUAAAAGAGAUGUCAACCGGCGCUCCGAAUAAUAAUAAUACUGCAUCCUCCAAUAAUAGUGGUAAUAAAACAACAAAUUCAACGUCCUCAUCGAAAGUUCCUGCUGGUAACGAAAAGUCUAAUAAUGCAACAACAACAACACAGAAUGCCAAUACCUCAACAGCUGCCAUUCUCAAAUCGUAUCGAGAAAUUGUUAAAGAUCCCAAAAGUCUUGACGAGGCUGCCAACUAUUUAUAUCAGACGCUGUUAGACGAUGCCAUUGUAGGUGUCUUUAUUGAAAUACAUCAUUUACGCAAGACUGGGAAUUUGACAGCACUCGAUGGAGCCGACGAAGAAGCCGAGACCUCAUCAUUUCGCAUUGUUGAUAUGCCAAAUUUUGAUAUAUUUGGCAUUUCCACCGCCAAGAAACCCAUGGACUGCACCUGCCCCAACUGUGAUAGGCCUGUGUCGGCGGCUCGCUUUGCUCCCCACCUGGAAAAGUGUAUGGGCAUGGGUCGUAUAUCGUCACGCAUAGCUAGCCGUCGUCUGGCCACCAAGGAGAGCAACAGUGCUAGCUCGUCUUCCUCCUCGUCGUACCUGCAAACAAAUGCCGGCAGUGAUGACGAGGACGAUGUUGACUGGUCGUCGGAGAAACGACGCAAGAAGUCAAGUCAAAAUUCCCGCAACAAUGGUUCCAAGAAAAAUAAUGGCAAAACAUUCUAAAACGUUUCAUUCAAUACUAAAAAAAAAUACAAACGUAUGCCAAAUGCGUUUUUAGUGUAUGAGCUUGCUGCUGCUCUCCUACCACCAAUGAACAUGUACCAUGUACUAGGACAAGAAAACAAAAAUUAUUAAUUAUUACGCUAUAGUGAAACAAAAACAUGUAAUUUCUUCUUUUUUUUUUAACAACUACUAUUUAGUUUAAUUUAUAUUAAAUGUAUAUUAUAUUUUAGUUUGUAAAUGAUAUUUAUAUUUACAGUUGUACAAUAUCAAUAAUUUAAUCUUUAGAUUUCUUUUCUUUUUUAUAUAUAUAUAAAUGUGUAAAUUGUAAGGAAUAUUAAUUAACUUGGUAUUUAUUUAGAUUUGUAAACAACAAGA
Molecule: messenger RNA, 1196 nt
Organism: Lucilia sericata (common green bottle fly)
Lineage: Eukaryota; Metazoa; Arthropoda; Insecta; Diptera; Calliphoridae
Product: SAGA-associated factor 11 homolog
Biological process (GO): positive regulation of DNA-templated transcription; regulation of transcription by RNA polymerase II
Cellular component (GO): SAGA complex; DUBm complex
Molecular function (GO): transcription coactivator activity
Source: RefSeq, a predicted model, not a curated record